This is a messenger RNA of Gongylonema pulchrum, 435 nucleotides long. The record is from the annotation of a GenBank genome assembly. Lineage: Eukaryota; Metazoa; Nematoda; Chromadorea; Rhabditida; Gongylonematidae.
AUGGUAGGCCGUACAAUGGAAGGCGAUAAGUUCUUGGACGGAUAUGACAAAGAGGAAUAUAUUGUUCCACCUUCGACUCCAGUGCAAUUGAACCGCUUGCCUCCUGACAGUGCUUGUGCGACACCACAUUCCUUUUUGUCAGCACCAUCCGAUGAUGAGCAGAAAUCCGACGAAACUCUACAGAAAUACAUCUGGCCCGGUAAGGCUUCUGGCAAGAACGAGGACAAGGACCAAGAGGAAAGUGCUGGCAGUGAUUUCUCAAUCAGUAACAGACUUCUUAAUUCCCUUGAAAAAUACUAUCCAUACACAUUAGUAAGAAAAGCGAAAUCCACUUGGAUCAUCUCCAAGCACAACAUACUAAUUAGCGCAUUCUCGCUAAGCUUUUUCCCUGAUUGGCUGAGCCGUUUCCAUCGUUCUAAAAGGAUCUUCAGCUGA